AUGCAUUCAAACGUGAACUUCUUAAGCGAUGGUGAAACCCUCGCUGGUAUCCUCUUCCGUCCCGAACGUGCCGAGGGUAAACUGCCCACUGUAAUCUGUGCCGGUGGAUGGUGCUACACCAAAGAAAUUGUCCUUCCGCACAUAGCCAAGAUCGUGAACGAGGAAGAAGUGCAAGUCCUUGCUUUCGACUACGCUGGGUUCGGCGAGAGCUCAGGCGCCCGCCGCCAGCAUCUAGAUCCGUGGCAGCAGAUCUCCGAUUAUCGUAACGCCUUGACCUACGCCGAAAGCCGCGAUGAUGUGGAUGCCUCGCGGCUGGGCUGCCUGGGUAUCUCCUACAGCGGCGGCCACGUUCUAACCCUCGCCGCGAUCGACCCGCGCAUCAAGUCAAUUGUCAGCAUUGUGCCCGUUGUCGAUGGCUACAACAACCUACGACGCGCACAUGGGGAGCGCCGCUUCGCGGAUCUGCAAGCAGCCAUCCUCGCAGAUCGAAGGCAACGUGUAACCUCGUCUGCUAGCAACAAUGAGGGUACGAUUGCAAUGGCGUCCCGAGCGCCAUAUGAUGAGCUCUCUGUCUGGCCCUUCCCUCGUGUCUACGAGGUGUUUAUGCAAGUGAAGCAAGGCGAGGCGCCCCUGCACGAGCACUGGAGCACGAUGGAAUCCGCUGAACUGCUGUUGAACUACAGCGUUUCACCCUUUCUGGAGCGGAUUCUCAACACUAGUGUGAUGAUGAUUGUUGCCGAGGGAGAUAAUAUUACGGCAUGGGAUUUGGAAAUACAAGCCUUUAAUCAGAUUCCGGCUCCAGUCAAACGCGUCGAGAUUUUGGCUGGUGUCAGUCAUAUGAGUUUGUAUUCGGACCGCGCAGAUACCAACGUUGCAGCGGCACAUGCUAAAGAUUGGUUCUCCAAGACACUGUAG
Aspergillus calidoustus is the source of this 915-nucleotide messenger RNA. The record is from the annotation of a GenBank genome assembly. Lineage: Eukaryota; Fungi; Ascomycota; Eurotiomycetes; Eurotiales; Aspergillaceae.